AUGAAAAAGUUUUCUCGCAAAUCCACAACAGGAACUUCUCUGACAGCAACAACAUCAACAAAAACCACAGCAGCAUUGUCUUCCGUUUCUUCUUCUUCGGGGAGUGGUGACGUUGGUGGUAACGGUUCUGAGACCAAUGCUCAUUCCAUCAUCACCAAUAACCAUAAUAUUCUCACAACGAGUACGACGAUGCCAUUCGCUUCUCUUUCUCUCACUUCUUCGACACAAAUACAACAACAACCAUCAUUAUUGAAUAAUACUAAUAAUACUAAUAAUACUAAUAAUACUAAUUCUUAUCAUCAUCGACAUACGAUUAACGGAACCACUACGAUUGUGAGCUCACAACACUUGGAUCAAGCCAGUGAUCAUGGAAGUGGUAUCAAUAUUGGUUCUAAUGCCACAUGGUAUCAACAACAACCUUCGAGCGUGUCAAUUGUCAAUCCAUCCAACAAUUCUUUGAAAAAUUCUUCCAAAACAACAUUAACACCCAAUUCAGCAACAACUCCAAGACAACAUUUAAAUCCCAAUACUUCGAAUCAAUCCAUGGAAAAUGUAAAAUUAAAUCCAAUUUCGAGACAUUCGUCGUCACUUUCGAAAAAAAGUUUAUCGACUUCUUUCAAACGAUUACUUUUCGGAUGUCGAAAUGUGAAAGAUGAACAAGAAGAACAAGCGGAAGAAAUGUUGGAUCGAUCGAGACGAUAUUUGGUAGAUCGAGAUUUGUUUUCGAAUCAUCCAGGGGAUGGAACUGAUGAUGGAAUGGUACCACUCGAUGAUGAUUCGUAUGAAAUUGCAACGUCACCUGUCAUGGCCAUGUUGUCACCAAGAGGAAAAAACGACACAACCCAUUCGACCACAACAAAUUCCAAAUACUUGUCAUCGCCUUCGAAAAAUGCGUUCAAGAGAAGAAGUGCAGAAAGUCCGACACAAUUAUUCCUCUCCAAUGGAGGAGGAGGAGGAGGAUCCAUUCGAUUGCAUCAGGAUGUCGUCGAUUCCACUAGUGACGAGAAUUUCAAAUUAACCAAUCAUGGAAAUUCCAAAUAUCAUCAUGUGAAUGGAAGAAGUAAAAUAUUUGCAGGAGCACUUGCAGAAGAUCAAGCAGAGGAAAUUCUCAUUGGAAAUGAUUAUCCACAAAAAGUUCACUUUCACUUUGAAGGUCAAUUUGAAGUGAAACAAUGUCAUCAUUUGGAUACCAUUUCGGAUAUUUUACCAGGAUUUAAAGAUUGUGUGACACCUUUUGUGAAAAUUGAAUGGAGUGUGGAAUUCUUUAAUACACAAUCAUCUGGAUUGAAUGGAUCAAAGAAAAAUGUUCCAUUCGUGAAACCCAUUUCUUCGUCUGUGAAUCCAUCCCUCAAUUGGAAACAAACCAAAAAGACAACUGUCACUUGUCUCGAAGUGGGAAGAAAGGAAGUUUCUUGGAAUGAGGUUUUAGAUUUCUCUAUUGAAGUUGAAGGAUAUAUACACAAAAAUAUUAUUGAAAUUUACAAACAGAGUAAUUUGAUCAAUUCGACAAUGGACAUGGAUUUAUCCAAACCCUAUGGUGAUCACAUUAUUGGAAUUUUACUCGUCAAAUCUAGUUUAUUCGAUUACGAUGAUUUGCUCAUGCAAGAGAAUAUCAUUUCACACCAUUUAUUAGAAUUUCCAAUUACAUUGAAAGGACUCCUUCGAUCCAAUGCUUCCUCUCCUCAAAACAAUUGUGUGAAAGCCGUAUUAAUGUCCUCAUUAAUGGAAAAUAAUGUUUCACCUGGCUUGUCACCCAAUGUUUUGAAUGACGCUUCAACAAUGAACGCUUCUUCACCACUGCAAUCGACUCCUGUGAAAGUUCAAGCCGUUGGUCAAGCACAAUUGUCAAAAGGAUCCUCUCCAAUGGUUGGUGAUCUUGCAUCUAGGUUCAAUUCAGAUCCAAAUAUCGUUAUUUUUGAAAAGAAUCAAUCUCUUGAGGUUUGUCAAAUGUCACAGGACAAACAAAGUGAAAUUGUAUUGUCAGUAUUACCAGUGGUGGAGUUGUCCUAUUAUGUGAAAAUGAUGGGAAGCUCUAUCUGUUUGUAA
Naegleria fowleri is the source of this 2046-nucleotide messenger RNA. RefSeq lists its product as uncharacterized. The transcript has a single exon. The record is from RefSeq and is a predicted model, not a curated record. Bases 1 to 2046 code for a protein of 681 amino acids. Lineage: Eukaryota; Heterolobosea; Eutetramitea; Acrasida; Naegleriidae.